This is a messenger RNA of Dictyostelium discoideum AX4, 171 nucleotides long. RefSeq lists its product as hypothetical. The record is from RefSeq and is a predicted model, not a curated record. The coding region runs from base 1 to 171 and encodes 56 amino acids. The transcript has 2 exons. NCBI's taxonomy places the organism in Eukaryota, Evosea, Eumycetozoa, Dictyosteliales, Dictyosteliaceae.
AUGGAAUCAUUUGUAUUAGGUGUGGUAGUCCAUUGGUGGACUUUAAUUCAAGUUAUAAAUAUUUUAUAUUUUAUAUGUAUUUUUAGGUGUCAAGCAUAUUGGGGUAACUAUUUAAGGUGUUAUAAAUAUUUUAUGUUUUAUAGGGUAAGAAUUAUAUAUAAUUAUAAAUAA